AUGUCGAGCACUCGGCAUCCACCUGCCUACUGUCUCGAAACAAUGGAAGAUACUCCCAAAGGCAAUGGGGUCGUCCGAGAUUCCAGAUUUCGACGCUUCAACCUGUGUCAGACUCGGAAUCUCGCCAUUUUGUUUCUGUUCGUCAUUGUAUUAAUCAUAGCUGCUGUCUUGAGUGCGGGGACUGACGUUUUCGAGAGCAGAGAUGUGUCUCUUCCUGCUACCAACAAUGGUAAAGGGGGUGAUGAACUGGUGGAUUCUCUCAACAAUGGUGGUAAUGAUGAUGGUGAUAAAGGUGACAACGCGGAUGAUAUAGAUGACAUGAUCAAUAAGGUGAACUUGGAUUCCUUCAAUCCCAAACGAGACGGAGUUGACUUCAUAAGUCCCAUUUGCAACUACACUUGUCAGACGGAUCGGUUACCCCACGAGACCCCAUUGUAUCCCGGACAAGUCUUGUGCAACGAAAUGCACCGAUUUGGCAUGACGGAAGAGGGAGAAUUCUUUUUGCAAAAUUGUCAAUUGACCGAUCAGAACGAUGGCAAGUUGACCGUAUUUUGGUCCGCAAAGGAGGCUCAAUUGGCACCGGACCAAUAUCCAAUUCAUUUUGAAAUGGAAAAGAAUGGUUACUUUCAAAUCAUUUCGGACCCAUCGGGGCAAGUGUUGUUUGAAAAACGUCCCACACGAAACGUCACCUUUCAUCGUUUGUGUCUAAACAACAGACCAAAGUUGCAUUGUCCAUAUCUGCAUUUACACAACGAUGCAGUGGUAGUUUUGAAUUGGAUCGAUGACGUUCAGGGAAGGUGGAUGGCUCGGAAUGUGAAACACGAAUAUGUUGAAUUGUUUCCGGAAGACAUCGGUGAUGAAGGCGCUGAUGAUAAUGCUGGCGCUGAUGACACCACGAAUGAUGAAGAUGAUGUGGAUGACAUGAUCAACAAGGUGCACUUGGAUGCCUUUAAUCCCAAACGAGACGGAGUUGAAUUCAUUAGUCCAAUUUGCAACUACACUUGCCAGACGGAUCGAUUACCCCAUGAAACCCCAUUGUAUCCCGGACAAGUCUUGUGCAAUCAAAUGCAUCGAUUUGGCAUGACAGACCAGGGAGAAUUCUUUGUGCAAAAUUGUCAAUUGACCGAUCAGAACGAUGGCAAGUUGACCGUAUUUUGGUCCGCAGCAGUUGUUUGA
Molecule: messenger RNA, 1176 nt
Organism: Cylindrotheca closterium
Lineage: Eukaryota; Bacillariophyta; Bacillariophyceae; Bacillariales; Bacillariaceae
Source: the annotation of a GenBank genome assembly